UUUUAUCCCUCAUCACAAGGAUGACCAUCCCCUUCCAAACUCAACUUGUCUUUAUAAGCCACUGCAUCCCAUCUAGAAAUUUUCUUAAAAACAAAAUCCCAUUUAAACAGAUAAAGACAUCAAAGAUUUACUACAGGCAGCAAUGGCUGAUCCAGACGCAGCAGAGCACGAGAGAAUCUUCAAGAAGUUUGACGCCAAUGGGGACGGACAGAUAUCAUCGACGGAGCUAGGAGACGCCUUGCAAAACCUUGGCAACGUCACGGUGGAUGAAGUUAAGAGAAUGAUGUCUGAAAUUGAUACUGAUGGCGAUGGCUACAUUUCAUUCCAGGAGUUCACAGAGUUUGCCAAGGCCAACAAGGGCUUAAUGAAAGACGUCGCCAAGGUCUUCUAGCUUCUGUUUUCUACUUCUUUUUACUAUCGAAUCCACACAAUAUGUAUCGAUGAAAUAGUUUCCUAAAUUUGUAGUAAAGAUUACAUUUGGAUUCUGAUAAUAAAAUUUUCAAUAAAAUGGUUUCAGAACCAU
Messenger RNA from Daucus carota subsp. sativus, 523 nucleotides. RefSeq names its product polcalcin Bra n 2. Gene Ontology annotation, molecular function: calcium ion binding. The coding region runs from base 143 to 391 and encodes 82 amino acids. The transcript has a single exon. The record is from RefSeq and is a predicted model, not a curated record. NCBI's taxonomy places the organism in Eukaryota, Viridiplantae, Streptophyta, Magnoliopsida, Apiales, Apiaceae.